Molecule: messenger RNA, 887 nt
Organism: Passer montanus (Eurasian tree sparrow)
Lineage: Eukaryota; Metazoa; Chordata; Aves; Passeriformes; Passeridae
Gene: MRI1
Product: methylthioribose-1-phosphate isomerase 1
Exons: 5
Coding region: 15-788 (257 amino acids)
Molecular function (GO): S-methyl-5-thioribose-1-phosphate isomerase activity
Source: RefSeq, a predicted model, not a curated record
CCCGCUCCUGCCCGAUGGCGCUGCAGUCGCUCCGCUACCGCCGCGGCUCUCUGCAGCUCCUGAACCAGCGGCUGCUGCCGGGGCAGCUCCGCUACGAGCGGGUGGGGGGCGUGGAGCGGGCCUGGGGCGCCAUCCGCGACAUGGAGGUGAGCGGGACCCCCCGAGAGACCCCCCUCCGCUACGAGCGGGUGGGGGGCGUGGAGCGGGCCUGGGGCGCCAUCCGCGACAUGGAGGACGUGUCCCCCCGUGUCCCAGGCGUGGUGCGGGCCCUGCACGAGCGGGGCUCGCUGUCCCGCGUGUUCUGCACCGAGACCCGGCCCUACAACCAGGGCUCGCGGCUCUCGGCGCUGGAGCUGCGCCACGACGGGAUCCCGGUGACGCUGAUCGCCGACAGCGCCGCGGCCGCCGCCAUGCGGGAGCACCGCGUGCACGCCGUGGUGGUGGGCGCCGACCGCGUGGCGGCCAACGGCGACGUGGCCAACAAGAUCGGGACGUUCCAGCUGGCGCUGGCCGCGCGCCACCUGCGCGUCCCCUUCUACGUGGCCGCCCCCAGCAGCACCUGCGACCCCGCGCUGGCCUCGGGCGGCCUCAUCCCCAUCGAGGAGCGGCCGGGCAGCGAGCUCACCCAGCUCGGGGGCGUCCUCCUGGCCGAGCCCGACGUGGACGUGUGGAACCCGGCCUUUGACGUCACGCCGCACGAGCUGAUCACGGGGGGCAUCAUCACGGAGUGGGGGGUCUUCGCCCCCUCCCAGGUGUGCCGGGAGGUGGCGGAGCGCGAGGAGCGGUGACGGCUUCCGCCCCGGUGCAUCCCGGCAGCCUUUGCGGGACCAAAGCCUCGGUAAAUCCCGGCAGCCUUUGCGGCAAUAAAGCCUCGGUGUAUCCCGGCA